This is a messenger RNA of Cololabis saira (Pacific saury), 7704 nucleotides long. It is a transcript of the gene pcm1, whose product is annotated as pericentriolar material 1. The transcript has 40 exons. Gene Ontology annotation, cellular component: centriole; ciliary basal body; centrosome. NCBI's taxonomy places the organism in Eukaryota, Metazoa, Chordata, Actinopteri, Beloniformes, Belonidae. Bases 188 to 6616 code for a protein of 2142 amino acids. The record is from RefSeq and is a predicted model, not a curated record. Gene Ontology annotation, biological process: intraciliary transport involved in cilium assembly; protein localization to centrosome; cilium assembly.
ACGCAACAGCCUGCAAUCACCUCCAUCGGGUUACUGCGUUUUGAGAGCUUGUGCAGACUUUGUUACAAGUGGAAUGGCUUCAACCAGACUCGGGGGGGAUAUCUGAAACCUCCACGGAACUACACACGAUUCUCCGCAGCGACAUUUUGAGCCGCGUCAGACACUGAAUGUAAGCUGAGUCGGUGACAUGGCAACAGGAGGCACUCCUUUUGAUGGAAGCUCAGAAGAGUUGCACAACUGGACUGUAGGCAACGGCAGUCUGGAGGACAGACUCAAUAACAUGGACUGGGGUGUGCAGCAAAAGAAAGCAAACCGAUCUUCAGAGAAGAACAAGAAAAAGCUUUCUGCUGCUGCGGUGGUGGAAAGCCGCCUGACUAAUGAUAUUUCACCGGAGUCCACCCCGGGCGCCGGCCGCAGGAGAGCUCGCACCCCUCAUUCCUUCCCCCAGAUCAAAUACACUACCCAAAUGUCUGUCCCAGACCAAGCUGAGCUUGACAAGCUCCGGCAGAGGAUCAAUUUUACCGACCUGGAUGAGAGGAGCAUCGGCAGUGACUCUCAGGGGCGGGUCACAGCUGCCAACAACCAGCGGCAGUUAGCCGGAGAAAAUAAGAAGCCUUACAAUUUCCUGCCUCUGCAUGUAAACACUAACAAAAGUAAGGAGCUGCUCCAUCCCUCAGCAUCUGCCCCAACCACCCCCGCCAUCGCCAAGGAAAUGAAGAAGCAGAGCCAAGGACUCAGAGAAACGUUAACCCCCGUGGUUCUUUCAAAAGACUCUCCAAGGCCCAGUACUGGUGGGAAAGAGAGUCGGCUCUUAAUGCAGAGAGAGCAUGGAAGAGGAGAGCCAAGAAUAGACAGCAGCCAGGUGGUGACCAAACUGGUGCAGAUUCGGGACUACAUCAGUAAGGCCAGCUCCAUGAGGGAUGAUCUGGUGGAAAAGAAUGAUGUGCCAGCCAACGUGGAGCGUCUUUCUCUUCUCAUUGACCACCUCAAAGAGCAGGAGAAGUCCUAUUUACGCUUCUUACAAAAAAUGCUUGCGCAGGAGAGUGACGAAGCUCAUGUGGGGACUCUGGACUCAACAGUCGGCUCAGGUUCACUGGUAGAGAUCACUUCUCUUAACACAGAGGCUCAGUCCUCAGACGCUUUAAAUGUAAUAGGUGGUAGGCCAGAAUCCUUGCGUACCGACCAGAGGGAAGAAUUGGAGAACCUGCGUAAGCAGCACGAGCUGCUGAAGAAGAUGCUGGAGCAGCAGGAGCAGCUCAGGGCCCUUCAGGGCCGACAGGAAGCACUAAUGGCCAUGCAGCACAGUGCAGAACAGGCACUGGCUGUGAUUGAAGACACUGUUGUCACAGAAACCACUGGAAGUGUUUCUGGUCUAAGCAUCACUUCAGAACUGAAUGAUGAGUUAAAUGAGUUGAUCCAGCGGUUCCACAACCAGUUACAUGACACUCAGACUAAAGCAGUGCCAGAUAACCGUCGUCAGGCACAGAGUCUGUCCCUCUCCAGAGAAGUGUGUUGGUCUAGGACUCCUCAGGCCGUUGGUCCACCUCAACACAGACCCCUCCUUCACUCUGCCUCUGGUCCACACGCUGGUCUAGACGGUGGGGCAACGGCUGCAAGUGUCAACCUCACUAAGCUGCAAGAACUCCAAGAGAAAAAGCAAACUAUGGACAAGAUACUACAGGAGUUACAGUCACUCAGAGACCAGACACUUAAUAAUAAUUCAUGUCGUGGUUUGUCAGCACAGUGUAGCCCUAGUCUGCAAGGAUCUUCACAGAGUCAGUCUGCUCUCUGCUCUAAUGGGGCCUCGGCUUCCACUUCCUUUCAGCCUCCACUCGCUCCACAGCAGGACUGCUCCAACUCUGCUGACAAGCUGAGGAAGCUAAAAGAGGUCCACAAGCGCCUGAAUGAACUGCGGGAAUUAGUUCAGUACUAUGAGCAGACUUCUGAUAUGAUGGUGGAUGCAGUCAAUGAAAAUGUGAAAGAGGGUGAUGAUGAGGAGGAGGAUGAGACAGAGGAUGGAUCUAUGUUUGAGGUCAUGUUUGACUCGGAGCAGGAGAAUCGCCACCCUGUAACUAACAUCAGAAACCCACAGCGCAGCGGGAACUGGACAGACUUGAACAGUCUGACCAAUGGGCGCAUGGCCAGGAGUAGCACAGCUAACAACCGGGAUGGGAGACUUAACACUGAGUGUGAGAUCAACAACCGGACAGCAGCCAACCUCCGCAGCCUUAACAUGACGGCACCCAUAGGUACGCUAAUAGAAUGCCAGUACAAUAGGGACAUCCCUUACAAUCAGAUGAAGGAUGAAGAUGGGGAUGAAGACUGUCUUGAUAAUGAUGGAGGAGCGCAGGCUGUGGUUCUUGACAGUGCAUCAGAGUCCAGCCGGAGAAGCAGUCUGGGGAAUGAUGCGGAUUUUGCUCAGAAGCUUCAUCGCCGGACAGCAAAGCAAAAACGAUGGCAGCUUCAGGAACUGGUGGCCAUGGUACAGAGUGAUGACACAGAUGUAACAACAGCUAAUGAGGAUGAAGCUUUACACCAGCAGCCAAAUAACACCAGAGCUCCUGUUCCUGGAACAUUUGGGACGGGAUCUAAACAAAAUCCCAGAGACAUCAGUCUCUCCAGCAAGGCCAGAGAGAAACUGUAUGAGGAGAAGCUGCGUCAGCAGAAGCAGACGCUGAAGCAGCUGCAUGAAGAGCGCCAGAGACUCAGUGAAAUCCAAGGCAAGAUCCAGGACCUGCAGUGGGCUUGCCCUGACCUCCAGUCAUCUGUGUCCAGCACAGUGAGUCAGCAGGGUUUAUUGAGGAAGGUGCCAGUUGCAGCUUCAACUCCUGCUUCUGUCCAGGCUUCCUCAUCCUCUGGACCAAAAACUAACUUGGCUGUGCUCAAACCCACUGCUCAAGAGGCAGCCCCUUCUUCAGCAGCUGACAAUGAGCUCUGGUCAGAAAUGCACCGCCACCAGAUUUUGCGGGAAGAUCUUCGACAGCGCAGAAAGCACCUAGAGUCGUUGAUGGCUGAACACCAGAGACGUAGCCGUAUUGAUGACCCGUCUUGUCAGAUCGAAGACCAUGAAGAAAAUGCUACAUCUUCACACCCCAUCAGUAGGGAUGAAAGAACAAUGGCCACCUGGGGUUCCAGUCCCUGCCACCUUGAUGAUGACAACGAUGAGGACCGUGAAGAGGAUGAGUAUCGAUCAGAGAUGGGUGCAGAGGAAGAAGAAGAGCAGGAGGCAUGUACAGAGAGCAGCUCGGAUGACGACAUCCAUGUCUUUUCACCAAAUAGUAAUCAGUGCUCCUACAGUAACAGGAACAAUGAAGGAAGCAAUCUGAAGCCUCCAGCAGCCUUUUCGGGUGAAAACAGUGUGCAUCUUCACAACAAAACUAAAGCAAAGCCGCAAUCCAGAGGGUUGAACCAGCCAGCAAGCCAGCAUGGUGGUGUACGCCGACAAGAGAACCUGCGCUGGGCCUCGGAGCUCUCCUUUACUGAGGGGACAUGUCACUGGCAGGAGCAAGUCAACCAGUUACAGAGACAGUUGGACUUCAGUACCAGCAUGUUUCAAACACUCCUGCAGGACCAGCAGACAUUAUCGUACAUGUUGCAAACUCUGCUGACGGGUCAGUACAGCAUGGUACCCAACAACGUGGCAUCACCACAGGUUCACCUGGUCAUGCAUCAACUAAACCAGUGCUAUACCCAGCUGGCCUGGCAACAAAACAAUGUACAAAGGCUAAAGCAGGUCCUGAAUGACCUCCUUCGCCAGCAGCAGCAGCAGCAGCAGCAGCAGCAGCAGCAGCAGCAGGCGCCGCCGCCGCCGCCGCCGCCGCAGGCGUCGACUUCAGCAGCAGGUUGGCAGACGCAGAAGCAAGGCUCGGCACAGGAAUUCAGCUCUGGGUCUUCAGCCUCUCCUGGCGUUUUCCUCCCCUUCUCUACCCUGCAGCCUUCAGCCAACAACAUGCCAGUGUCUCCUUUAGCCCCCUUCCCGCCCAGUUUCAAUUUAUAUCCUCCAUUCCCUGCUGCCAUGGGUCACUUUCCUCAAGGUGCUGUUGGUCCAGCCACUCCUGAGCAUCACAAGGUGCAGCUGGACCCCAACUCCUCUAUUAAAACAGAGUACAUGAGUUUUCCCCCUCCACUGCAGCGCUCUCCUCUAAACACCUCUACAGAAAGGGGUAGGCCAGCAGGUCGACUUAACACAUCCUACACAAACAAUAUGGCACGACAUAACUCAUCUAAGAUGGAAGCGCAAGAAUCUCCUCCUUCCUCGCCCACUUAUACAAAAUGCCCCUUAGGACUGCAAGCAUUUGACAAGGCAUCCCAGGAAAGCUCCAGCAGUAUCCCUGAUGCUGUUGAUCCCACCACAGUCACAAAGACCUUUAAGGCUGGCCGCAAAGCAUCUGCACAAACCAACUUGGCCUCUCGGAGCAAAACCACCAAGAACCGACGCAGGAGGAACAAAGGGCACAGUAAGAACAGUGAAGACCACGACAGUGACAGCGUCAGCAGCACUGCAGACUUCGCCCAGCAGAGGGCACCGCCGCCUCAUCACCGAGAUCAGAAUAAGACUCUGUUGGAUAAACUGACUCAAGAAAAACUGGACAGGAAAUCAAAGCUCGGGAACAAAAGAAAUGACCUCUCAUCAGCUUAUACUUGGAGAACACCCUUCCUCUCUAACAGAAUUGCAUGCACAGAAGCUCCAGAUGCCAGCAGUGAGUUCUCGCUGUUCGAGGCUCUGAGAGAAACCAUUUACUCUGAGGUGGCAACGCUGAUAUCACAGAAUGAGUCACGGCCCCACUUUCUCAUCGAGCUCUUCCAUGAACUGCAGCUACUUAACACAGACUACUUGCGCCAAAGGGCACUCUAUUCCUUACAAGACAUACUGGCCAGACAUCUGGAGGUGACGAAUGCAGCCGAGGACCAGGUGGCCACUCACGGUCCUAUGGUUUGGGCUGCAGGUUCUCAGUCUGAGCUCACACCCAGCCAGAGUCUGACUACCAGUGAUGAAGAGGUGGUGGAGAAGAACUUGAGACAUGCACAGGACACAACAAAGAGGAGGGAUGAUGCAGAAUCUGUGGAAAAUAACAGCAACAUGUCAACCUCCUCCGUCCUGGAACCUUUUGCUAAUGAUGACCUAGGCAACACCGUGAUUCAAUUAGACAAAGCCCUGGCAAGGAUUAGGGAGUAUGAGCGCAUGAAGCUUAAAGCUGAGUUUAACCCCUUCAACGCCAGCACUGCAGGUGCAUGCAGCUCUGAAGUCUCAAAAGCUGAACACCCUUCUGCUAACCCCGCUGACCCAGUGGAAGGUGGUGCAGCUGGUGGUGUACACUGCCCUCAGAUUGACACACAGCAUUUGGAUCGUCAGAUCAAAGCUAUCAUGACAGAAGUUAUUCCAUUCCUUAAGGAGAACAUGGAUGAGGUGUGUUCCCAUCAGCUGCUGACGUCUGUGCGUCGCAUGGUCCUUAAUCUCACGCAGCAGAAUGAUGAGAGCAAGGAGUUUGUCCACUUUUUCCACAAACAACUCGGUGGUAUUUUGCAGGACUCUCUCGGUAAAUAUGUAGGCCGUACUCUGAAGGACUGUGGGGAGGAUCUCCUGGUUGAGAUUUCGGAGAUCCUGUUCAAUGAACUGGCUUUCUUUAAGCUGAUGCAGGAUUUGGACAACAGCAACAUGACUGCCCAGGCAGCAAAACACAAAAAUAAGAAAACAGCCGGAGGGCCCGGUAAAACAAAGCAGACUAUUGAGGAGAAAUUGGUUGGUGAAACAAAUAAAUCUAUUUCUCGAGCAGAUGCUAAUCAAGACAAGGAUCAGAAUGAGGCAGUGCAGCAAGGAGCCACUGCGCUCCGAGAACUUUACCUUCAGAACAAGACCAAGAACAACUCGAGCAGUGAUGCUUCAGAGGCUGAAGAGGAGGACGAGGAUGAAGGACAUGGACAGGGAAUGCCUUUAUCAAUCAGUCUUUCCAAAGCUGAGACUCAAGCCCUAACAAACUAUGGCAGUGGAGAGGAUGAGGAUGAUGAGGAGGAAAUACAGGAGUUUGAAGCCGGACCUGUAGAAGUCCAAACGUCCUUGCAGGUUUCAGCUGACGGACAGGUGGAGCAAGAGGCCAGCGCCAAGGGAACAACCAGCAGUGAAAUCCAGGAAAUAGAAACUGAACAGAAGACUUCAGAGAAUAAUGAUGAGAUCAGCAAGUCAGCCGGGACUGUAAGCUCUACAGUACAGCUCCACACUGGGCUGGAGAGCCAGAGCCCUGAGGAGGAAAGUAAAGCUGAAGCAGCUGCUGCAGCUGAGGGAGACUCUGCCGUCCCCCAGAGUCCACACGUCCCCAAGGAGUCGACCACCACCAGUAGCCCCAACACAGACUCGCCCGUCCUCGUCAGUGUAGACGAGAUUGGAUCAGGUAACACAAGCCAAAGGUCUGAUGAGGAAGAUUUUGUCAAGGUGGAUGACUUACCACUGCAGCUCACCGUCAUGUGUGAGGAGGAGCUUCAAAAGAGAAUAGUGGAGGAGCAGCAGAAUAACAGCCUCUCUGUGGAAAUCCUGAAAGGCAACGCUGAACUGAUGAUUGGGCUGGUGGGAAACGCACAGGCACUGAAGGAACCAGAGACUGUUGGUGCCCAGAAUGUAUAAGGAGAUAUAGAGAUUUUUCAAACUGCUGUUUUUAGUAACAUGAUAGUUAAACCCUCAGUCUGAUCUGUAUGAUUGUUGCUUCCUAAUGUGCUAGUUUAAAGAAGCAAAGUUACACCUUAGUUGUUACAAAUUAGUUGUGACAGUUGCAGACAACAGCUACAAAUUGUCAACACUUUAAGUUCUUUUUAUUCCUGAAUGUUUAGUGAUAUUUCUUGAUCAUAGGGAGUGUAGUUAUCUCUUGCUGCUGAUCACCAGCUGUAAGUCUGUGUUUGAAUUUCUGUUGUGCUAAAACCACUGUUCAUACCUGCCUUAAUAUUCUUCAUGGUUCUGGGAUCAGUUUGACAUCAAUGUUUUUUUUUUGUUUUAUUUUUCUUGGCCUUUCCCUGCUCUUGUACGACUCAUCUUUUCUGCACACGAGUUCUAUUUAUAGAUUAUAGCAGGAUGAAAGUUCAGUCAUAACCUGACUGAAAUCUGCUAAUUGUUCCUUUUUUCCACCCUAAGUUCUGUAACUUUUAUUCCCUCUGACAUCUUUUUACACGGUUCUGCUGUUAAUGUUUAAGACGUGCAUGAUUUUCAUUUUAACAGACUUUUCACUACAAUACUAAGAUUUCAUUAAUAAAAUGCUGGAACUUUAAAAAAAAAAAAGAAAAAUGCUGUUCUGUAUUUAUAUAUGGGCUGACACUGUAGUGUUUUGUUUUUCCCCCCUCUCACCUCGUCCACCUUUUUAAUCUACAUUACUUUUAGCGUAGUGUUUUUCGGAAAUAACUUUGUUUUACAUAAUACAUGUACUAGUAGCUGAGGCAAUAAUGACAAAUUGGAUCAAUACUGGCCUGCUGCUGAAUGGUUGGUCAAUGCCUUUUCAGACUUUGGCAAACCAGAGGUAGGAAAGAGAGGGCUUAACUUCUGCUUUCAGCGGAAACAUACAAAUGACACUUUCAUAAGUUUGAGGAAAUGAAAGCAUUUUUGCAUCCAGUUCCUCAUCGCUGAGCUUGGCCUUCAUAAAUUAAUAGUUUUCUGCCUUUUUUUUUGUCUUAUGGUAAUGUAAUAAAUGAACUUGAGGUUGUUUUAAUAAAAAAAUGAUUAACUUA